CGUUCGCUUCCAAACUUAGUCAGUAGAUCUACACGCACUCCAGAUAGUCCAGCGCCGUGGCAGUAGCGCUACCUCUGGAGGCUAGCUAGCGUUUCAUCCAGAAAUCCGUUCCUCCAUCAUCGCUUGUAGCGUUGACUUGCUGUUAGAUAACUAAUACUUGUUCAGCGAAAAUGUGGAAGGCAUCGGCCGCGAGCGGUGCCAAGCUGCAGGUGGACGAUGGAGACGAUGACUGGGAAACUGAUCCAGACUUUGUCAAUGAACAGACUGAAGAGGAGCAGCGAUGGGGCAGUAAAACAGUAGAAGGUUCAGGUCGCCAGGACACGUUCUCCAUGGGACAGCUGCGAGGCAAUGUAGUGGAAGACCAUGCCGUCAAGUCGGAAAAGGAGAGCCAUGACAGUGUGCGUGACAUCAAGAAGGGAUUCGGUGGCAAGUACGGUGUUCAAACUGAUCGUAUGGACAAGACCGCCGUCGGUCAUGAUUACAAGGGAGAGACUGAGAAACACUCCAGCGUGAAGGACGCAUCGAAGGGCUUUGGUGGCAAGUUUGGUGUACAGCGUGACCGUAUGGACAAGAUGGCCGAGGGACACGAUUACGUAGGCAAGACGGACGCCCACAGCAGUCAGAAAGACUACUCCACAGGUUUUGGCGGCCGUUACGGGGUGCAGAAGGAUCGUAUGGACAAGGCCGCCGUGGGACACGACUAUGUCGGCAAGACGGAAGCCCAUAGCAGUCAGAAGGAUUAUUCCCAGGGUUUCGGUGGUAGAUAUGGUGUGCAGAAGGACCGCAUGGACAAGUCGGCCGUCGGUCACGACUUCAUCGGCAAGACGGAAACGCAUAGCAGUGUCACAGAUGCAAAGAAAGGGUUUGGAGGCCAGUUUGGCGUGGAGGACCGCAUGGAUAAAACCGCAGGGAAAUUCGAGGACAUGGAAGACACGAAGGGUACAAACUAUCAGAGAAGCAAGGCAACGGCCGGAGGUGCUUCCAGCAUUCGUAGGAAGUUUGAGAACAUGGCUAAGGACGAGGAGGACGCGGAGAAACGGCGGCGCGAGCAGCAAGACCAGCGUCAGCGUGAAAUUGCAGAGCAGAGGGCACGCGCGGAGGCGCAGCGUGCUGAGGAGGCACAGCGUGAGGCUGAAGAGAGAGCGGCUGAAGAAGCAGAGCAGGCUGCCAUGCAGGACGCAGAGGCAGAGGCUGCUGACCGCCGACGACAAGAGGCAGCCGAGCGGCGCAGGCAAGAACAAGAGGAAGAUGAAGCACGCAGACAAGAUGAGCGACGUCGGCAAGAAGCAGAAGAGGAUGAACGACGUCAGCAACAAGAGGAGGCUGAGCGGCGUCGACAGGAAGAAGAAGAAGCCAUGUACCAGAAUGCACCAGAAGCUGGUGAAGCCGGGGAAGAGCUGUAUGAUGAGGUGCCGGAACAAGUCAAGCAGCAGGACGAUACAUACCAUGAAGCCGGUGCCCCAGCCUCUGAACCUCAAGAAGACCUUUACGCUGAGGCAGGCCCUGGCGAGGAACAACCACAGGAGGAUCUCUAUGAUACCGUCCCUGAAAACACCGGCGGCGGUGGUGGUGGUAGUGGCAAAACAGCAAAGGCCAUGUAUGACUACCAGGCCGAGGAUGACAACGAGAUCUCGUUCGAUCCUGGUGACAUCAUCACCAACGUUGAAGAGAUCGACGACGGCUGGUGGGUCGGUGACUGCAACGGGCAGCAUGGUAUGUUCCCUAGCAACUAUGUCGAGCUCGUUUGAAAUGCGUUUCCGCGGAAACGAGGUAUCAAGAUCCCUACCCGUGCCAUGCGCGUGUGUACGUUCACUGCAGUUCCCAUUGCCUUCCCCGCCCUUAGCUAGCUAGCAUCACCAGUGAUUAUGCGCACCCCGGACAAAUUGCACUCUAAAGUCACCUACCUAUUAUCAAGCCAGUUUCAGCUUGCCAUGCUGUGGCAGCCAUCCCAUCAGGGCACGUUGCGCUUCCUCGUAUUUCGGAUUUUGCUGCCUUGCCAUUCGUAAAGCGCCCUCCCAAUUUCUCGCCUCGUCCCUUUAUGCUUCUUAGAUACUGGACAAUUUCUAAUUUUUUUGCGUCAAUAGCCAAUUUCUGUCUCCAUCUUUAUUAUCACAUUUCCCGAGCAAUACUAAAUUUGACGAAUAAUAGCGGAUGGCAAAGUCAUGGCGGAACUUGGA
Messenger RNA from Sycon ciliatum, 2177 nucleotides. Its product is annotated as src substrate cortactin-like. The record is from RefSeq and is a predicted model, not a curated record. Bases 171 to 1748 code for a protein of 525 amino acids. Gene Ontology annotation, cellular component: dendrite; lamellipodium; postsynaptic membrane. Gene Ontology annotation, molecular function: actin filament binding. Gene Ontology annotation, biological process: neuron projection morphogenesis; positive regulation of dendritic spine morphogenesis; postsynaptic actin cytoskeleton organization. NCBI's taxonomy places the organism in Eukaryota, Metazoa, Porifera, Calcarea, Leucosolenida, Sycettidae. The transcript is spliced from 12 exons.